This is a messenger RNA of Pocillopora meandrina, 7507 nucleotides long. Lineage: Eukaryota; Metazoa; Cnidaria; Anthozoa; Scleractinia; Pocilloporidae. The record is from the annotation of a GenBank genome assembly.
CCUAAGCCUUGGAUGAAAAUGCUUUUGCACAAAUAGCAUGAAUUUGCGAAAAUACCAGGGGGCAAGAAGCUUGUAGCCUUAUAGGAACUUGAAAGGCAAGUCAACAAUCAGUUCUUUUUCCGCAAAUUAUAUCGCAUAACGCCAUGUAGCAUCGGAAACAAUUUUCCAACAGAAAAAUACGUUUAUUUAUAUCCUUAGAGAAACAGGACACGUAUUGCUAUGUUCCUAACUCGGAACUCGUUCCCGCAAAAAUGCGAGAGGGGAAGAAGUUUCUUUUUAUCUGCUUGACGGCUGUUUAAUCAACGAACUACUGAAGAGAUUCGGUUUUCAACACAAACCUGGUGUUAAAUCUUACCUCAGUUGAUUGGUAUAAAGUUACUGUUAUCAAGGGUUGCUUGCCGCUUUAAAGGUCAACAGCAAAUAUACGCGUCAGCGGAAACCCAUCUGCUAACGCUUGGAGUAGGAGCGCUAGUUUGUUGAUUCACCAAUGUUUUUGUGACACUUAACGAAACUUUCACUUAAAUACAGUGUAGAGUUUUUAUUUUCCUAUCAAUUUGAUGUAAAAACAUCUUUUAUGUUUCGUGCGCGGUCGUCUGGAUAUUUUCCAAGGCUUUUUUCGCUCUCAAGGCGACCGGAAAUCCCCAGUUCAUUAAGACAGAUACCUGGACGCGAGUUUAGUAAAUGUCCUUUUUGAUCAAAAACUUAUGUUCAAAUCAUUUUGUCAUCACCAAGAAUUGUUAUCAAUUAUCUCAUGAGUUCAUCUCAAAUUCACAGACCUGCGCUGAGAGCUGCUCUAAAAGAGGAUAUCAAAGAUCACAGUGGCGGAUGCUUUCAAGGAACACAACUCAUACGUGUAGCCAGGCAUCAAAGAAACAAGAUUAAAUCAUUAAGCUGGCCUCUCUCGGAACGCGCUGAGCUUGCAAGCAGCUUGACAGAGACAGAAACUUGAAAACGUUCUUGCUGAGAACUGAUCGAGACAGAUCGUACUUGCUAACGAUUUAGCAGCAUGCAGAUCUCUAAAUCUAAAAGCUUUUUUCCUCUUAUUCUGGCACUUCUCGGGGCUGUAAGUGGUUUUCGCCGCGGUUCAAGUUCCUAUGGAAUAAGACCAAUCUCCCUCUAUGGUUAUAAUAACCCGCGUGCUCAAAGGUAAGAUCUAAAUUAUUUGCGGUGAGUUGAAAAUAGAUUUUGGUCAUUCAUUGUAGCAAGGUAAUUUUACGUUUGACAUGAGAGCAGGGAAAUCUCAGAGUUCUAAUGAUUACUUCUGCCUAUUUCAAAUGAAUUGUUCACUUUUUAAGAUCAACUUAUUGCAAGAAUUUGCGCCAAAGGGCGGACAGUUUUGAAGUCUUAAAAGAAUCCGAUUUCCUUGUUCACAGCAGAGUAAUUAGUCAGGAAGACAUCCGUAAGCAUGAAAUUUUAAACUUAGGUUUAUGAAACGAGUCGAGGUUUCUAACUAAAAAUUGAACUUUUUUUCGGCUUCAGCCAAUGCACGUAUAUUUGGAAAUUAAUUACGACUCCUCAGUCUUGAAUUUAAAAUUAAUUGCUCCGCGAUGUGCUGUGUUCAACCAAUUCUAUUAGAGUGCCCUCGUUUGUUAACCGGUAUGUUUAACAUCCGUUAAUUUUUUUUCAGUAAUUGCGGUUGAGGCCUUGACUCAAAUCUGUAUAGAGAGCACUAAAUUGUUCAAAGAUUUGGCAUGCUUUGAAUGUUUUAAUCGACCUUUGUAAUGUUUUAAUUUUCGUGACUAAAAUAAUCUGAUACUGUGCAGUUUACAUGAAUCAGGUCACGUAAAGGUACCAACCGGGUUCAUCAGUGGAAUUAAUUAGUUUAGCGUUUUGCACCCUGCAAUGCACAAGAUUCACGACUUGCAGUAGAUUAGGUUAUCUUCAAUGUGUUGAACGAGAUAAACAUCGGAAGGCUUUUUAAACAGACAGGCUAAAGGAAGCGCGAUUAUUAUUUACUUAGUUUAUCUUACAACACGACCACCAUAAAAGUGAAAAUAGGAUUCAGAUAGAUAGAGAAAAUUAAAGUAAAGUAAUGACCAAUCGCUGAACCCCUUGGGAUGAUUAGCAUGUAGUUUCUCCUUACACUAUUACUCCUGAAAAAAAUAUUAAAGUCAUGAGAAUAAAGUCAAAUUAUAUAAACUCAUGAUUGUCAAACAAAUUCUCCUUGCGUUCUGAUGUUAAGGUAUAAAGGGCUAAAACAUUUACACGAAGACGGUGGAACCAGUAUUCUAAUACUUAAAGCAGACUCCCUUUCUGAGAGGACAAACUGUAGUGAGCGGAAACAAGCUCCAAAUUUCCAAAGUUCCAAAUUUUCCCUUUAUAUCCACAGUAAAAUGAAUCUGUAUUCGGCGGCCGGAGACACCAACAUUUAGCGCUUUCUUUUUAUGGAUGUUUUUACCUUUUUUCUCAUUUCCAAAGGUUAAAAGUACAUUUUCUCUUUUUAAGUCUUUCAGUCUAAAAUGACCGGAUAAGCAAGUUUUCUGAUCACCUGCUUUCGAUGAACUACUUAAGCGCAAUUUGCUCAACUUCUAUUCACGUGCAGACUUAUUCCCAGCCUUCAACGGUACGCCGUGUAAACAUUCCGGUCUGUAGUGUCCCAGUAACUGUACAAGUUUGUAAAGCGAGUGGAACGAACGAAUAGAAACACGAUUUUGCAUAAACUAAAUUCUAAAUCUUCUUCCUCACUCUCUCAUAACAGCCAAACCGCUCACCAUCCAAACCGAUUGGUUCUGGACCCAUCCAACAAGCUACCGCUGUACAGGAAGACCGGGCAAAAAAGGCACCAAGGAAGGGCACCAAGCCCCCCAAAGCCCGGAAACCAAGGUGAUGACAGCAAAUCUUCUGGCGGGCAGUACUGUAUAUACCAGAAACCAAAACAGGUCUCUUGUAAUGUGGUGCACAUGAAACGAGUCACGAACAGAUAUAAGUACUACUGUGGCAGUCAGUCCCGGGACAAAGUAUGCACAGGUUACAGGUUAGUAUACACCACAGUGAAGCGUAUAUAGCGGAAGUUAGAUGGCCGACAUGACUUCAAAUUCCGAUCAAAACUCGGACCCGUUCGGAAGCGUUCGGCGGCUGGAGAAUCGAACGAGUCCAUGCGGCUUGGACUCGACCGAAGAGGGGUAGGAGAGGAGGGUAAUUGUUUUGUUUUACUCCCUCCCCGGACAGGUAUCUAGUGCUUCAGCAGCAAACUUCUGUAAUGAACAAGUGUCCCAUCCACUGAAAAGGAAUAAAAUUAUUUUGGGUAAUGCAGUAUUAUAAAAUAUGAACAGAAUCUGUUGCAUUUGCGGUUUUCAGGGUUUCGUAUCGUCCAGAGUACAAAGUAGAAGUAAGAACAGUUAUGACGUCAGUCAAAGAUUGUUGUCCCGGAUUUACAGGUUCAGAUUGUAGUCAAGGUUAGUAAGAGCACAUGCACACAUCGAUGUCCACGACAUGUCGUCGCUGAUCAAUUGCCGAACUGUCAAAGCAGAGAGUGAAUUGGCUAUGAAAAAAACUUUUAUUUAAGUGUAGUAUCUACUUAAGUAUAGAAUUAUCACAAAAUUUGGAAACAUUGCGAGCUAAAUUAAAUGCGAACGCUGGUCAAAUUCUAGAAUAAUGAUGAUAUACUGGAGUCGUGCAGUGAAAUAUUGUAGGAGAAAAUGGUAUAUUAUUUUGCCCUAAUGAAAUUUUUUAAAUUUCCAUGUAAAUUACUUUGUCAUUGUGUAUCUCCAGCUUUAGUUUAAAAUUGCUUUCACUUGCUGACAUUAACAGGAAACAUUUAUUGUCUAUCUUGUGAUUAGCGGCAGCUGUGCUAAGUUAAAAUCCCUUUAUUUAUCGAGAGCGAAUACAGAAUAAACGCGAUAAUGAAGAUGAAGCAAAGUCAAAAAUUUCUUGGAUUCUCCAACAAUAAAUAAGCGGAUUUAUCGAUGAGCUGAAGUACGCUAUUGUUUUAGUGCAGUUUUUAACACGAAGAUAUGUUUGUUCAUCGUUAAAAAAGCCAGAAAUGGCUUCUAACACAAAGUGAGGUAGAUAGCAUAGUAGGAGAAACCCGCAAACAUAAGCCAUGGUAAUGGCGGAUUUCUUGUAGUGUGGCAUGUGAAUUGCGUUUAACACGCUUCUUACGCGGGUAUGAGAACUACAGAAUCGUAACCCCACAUAAAUAUUGACGUAGGAAGCAAUAGGUACAAUUAAACACAGGCUCACUACAACAGUUUGGAAAACUCGAGCGGAAUUCUUCUCCCAUACGCCCAGUCCAACCCAAGCGCAGGCGAUCAACCAGCAACAUAUAACAGCAAGAAUUGUCUUCUUUAAGGUCACAAGACUACGAUAUUUCCCGCGCAAACGAUACGCCAUGUAUCUGUCAAUAGAAAUAACACUCACUAAUAAAAGAGAAACGGCUGCCAGCGCAUCUCCGAAGAGCGUAUCAAAUAUUGCCAUUAUGCAGACCGGCUUGUAAUAGUCUUGUCUGUACCCAAUGAUCUUAAACGCUGCAAAAAGAGGCUGAGAAAAAAGACCGACGCCAAGAUCUGUCAUGGCCAAGCUGAAUAGAAGAGCUUUGGACGGAGCGUGAAUGGUACGACAUUUUUUCAAACCCAGUAGGAUAAGUAAAUUUCCAACAGAAGCUGUUAACGACAAAAAAGUGUUGAUAACUGAAAGAGCGAUGACGAACGAAAGCGGAUUAUCCUCGAUCAGUAAUUUUUCAGUCUGUGUGUCGCAUAUCUCUUUAUACAGAGUCAUAGCGUAGACUUUCAGUUCAAUAUGGAAAUUGAAGUUCAAAAUAACAUGUCACAUGACCAUUAUGCGAAUUUUUGCAACAAUGCCAUUUCCUCACAGCACUAAAUUUUCUCGAAGCUUGAGGUGUAUCGCAAUCAAAUGGUAAACUACCUUCUUUACCUUAAUUUAAACUGGCCAAUAUGGUGACGUUAAUAGGAGUUCAAGCCUGGAUGAUAAUUGCAAUUCCUCCCCUGGUCGGCAUGGAAUUUAUUUCAGUGUUAAUGAAAUUCAACAUUUUAACAAAUAAAUUUCGUGCGAAAAAAAACAAUCGAGUGUAGAUAGAUAAUAACUUUGCGAUCAAUUUUUCUGUGGCUCGUUCAAAUCUUUUGCGUGGUUUAAAAAUCUAUCACUUCCGCAACGCCCUCUUUCAAGGUGUCUUUUUUCCUACGAGAAAACGCUCGAAUUUUUCCUUUUUAUAAUUGAAAGACAUGCAUUAUUUGAUCAAUGCGCGGCCUCUAACUGAGAGAUAUUUCACAAUUUCAAAACGGAACAAUUAGAUCUCAGAAUUAUUCAUUAUUGUCUCCAUAGUCCACACACAGGCUUUUCUAAGAUGUCUCAAAUAAAAGAAUAGUAAAAAAUUUCACGCUAUUUCAUUGUUGCACUAUUUUUAAGGCAAUUCUUCAAAAGAGACCGAUAGAAAAGUAAAUAACUGGGAAAUUUUCACCGCGUUCACGUAAUGAAAAUUCACCUGACAAGUAAGAGAUCUGCUAAGGGGACAUUGAAACUUCAUAAUACGUUGUGUUCAGUCGCGUUCUGUCCAUAUUUGUGUGGGCUGGGAACGGAAAAGGAUUUUUAAAUAUGCCAUUAAUUUAACACAUAUACACCGUUUUUCCAUUUUGUUUGAAAGGUUACUGCUGAUUCCAUUAAAUACUUAGCACAUGCUGAUGUUAAUUGUGAUUUUUGCUCAAUUCCACAGCCUGUUUUAACUGUACCAAGUUCCUUUUGUGGGAAAGCCGUUUGUCUGCACUGGAAAAGGUUAGUGCAUUACUUCAUUGUAAUUAACCAUGAUGACAGCUGUCUCGCAAACCAAACAACUCUCUGAGUGUCAGGAUCACAUAAAAAGUUUCAAGAGUUUACUUUAAAAAAAGAAAAUUAGCAUGAAGGUCUGGUUUUUCUCCUUCGUUUAAUAGUUUUCUGUUUGCUUUCAAAAAAUAAUUCUUAACUGAUGACUUUUUUUUCAUUUAAGAGAGCUGGGACGUCUGCAGCAGCCACCAUAUCCGAUGAAGAUGUCACCUUCAGGGGUAACACGGGACUACCGGGCCCCCCCGGCCCUCCGGGUCCCCCAGGACCACCGGGUGAGAGAGGAGAACCAGGACAUGGAGGUUCUAGAGAUGUAAGAGGUACGAAGAAAUCAUAGCUCAAAAUCCUUUACUGUUGAAAAAAUGGAUUCAUUUACAAUAAUUGAUUAUUUGUUUUGUAAUUAUCUGUAGGAUCCUCUCUAGGGCCUCAGGGUCCAAAAGGACAAAAGGGGGACUCGGGGCCACCAGGUCCGGCCAUGGUGGUGACAGGAGAUCCGGGUCCUCCGGGAUCACCGGGAAUACGAGGCCCUUCGGGUCCACAAGGAAGAAAGGGAGAGCCAGGGUUGUCCGUACAAGGACCGGUAGGAUUACGUGGACCUCCUGGACCCCCAGGGGAACCCGGGCAACCGGGCAUUAGCACCUCGGUAAGUAGGAUGAAUAAAGGAAUGCAAGACAUGCAGAGCAAUUUACUGAGAAACACCUUGUUUUUAUCAGCCAGAAGAUUUGUCUAAACUGAGAGAACAAAUAAAACAGCUGUCCGCCAUAGUCAAAGACCUGGACGAAAAAGGUAAGUAGUCCAUAAUUAUAUCGGGGGUUCUACGGUUUGCAUCUCAGUAAUACAAAAAAUACAAAAUACACGUGCGCCUGAUUAAACACUUCACAAAACCAGGAGCCCAUUGAUGGGUUCCUGACAAAACUGAGUGUCGGUUAUUGAGUUAUGUGAAGCGUUAAGUCUGGAGUACCAUAUCCAACCACAUUCAACGUGAAAAUGUGCUUAUCUGAGAAGUUUCGAUGUCGACUUUCACAUCAGGUGACAUUGUCCUCUUCCUUACUUUGCUUGUUAAAUCUCCUCUUCGUUUUCCAGCGUUUCCGUGGCUGCGUAUUGUAGGCAUUAACAGUCACGCUUCUCGUUUCCAUUUUCAGUUUCCAGAUGCAAGUGUUCUUCGGGCACAGGCCGCCAGAGUGUGAACGAGAAAGAUGAUGUUGUAGUGUCCACAGAACCAGGCACCACUUUACCUUUGUUCGCAACUCCAGCUCGUUAAAAGAAUCUUUCCUUCGUUCAACUACUUCUUUCGCAUUCCCUCAAAUUAUUGGAAAAUAAUUUCGUCUGCUAUCCCAAAGUUAACUUAUCUCUCAAUUUAAUUUAACCAAAUAGUAGCCGCUAUAAACCCCACCUCAAAAUUUUUGGGUAUUUUAACUUGUUGUAUUCGCCACUCGUGUAACCUAUACAGGACAUACAGCGUUCCCUUCGUUAUUUUACUUUUCACGAGCGUUCAAGGAGGAUUGAUGUCACGAAGACAAUUACCCGAGUUCCUCCAAAUCAAGUUCUACCGAAAAGUGGAAUUAAAGUAUAAAAUAUAUGCUAAACCAUUUUAUAUCAAAGAAUACAUUUCGCUGACUGUUUGAAACAUAGGUGCUUUAAAAUAGAAACAUAAUAUUUUUUAGUUCCAUAUCAUUGUUUGAGUGAUGACGAACAACAAGCAUAAAUUUACCAGCGAUGACACUUCUUCCACCCC